Molecule: messenger RNA, 901 nt
Organism: Suillus bovinus
Lineage: Eukaryota; Fungi; Basidiomycota; Agaricomycetes; Boletales; Suillaceae
Exons: 2
Coding region: 188-664 (158 amino acids)
Source: RefSeq, a predicted model, not a curated record
UCUUCAUCUGCGUGGCAGUUUUUGUAUCAGGCACACUUUAAAGCUUCAAUGCCUACUCCGAUUUGUCUUCUGUGCCUUUGCUGCACGUGGCCAUGGUGAGCGCAGUUCGAAGGAGGCGUAGUCACUGCUCCAUGUCCUCUCCUAUAUAUUCUGUCUCGUCAAUGUUCCGUAAGACUCACGAACACCCAUGGAUGCCUAUUAUUCUCGCACACAGCCUACGAGGUCGCUGAAUAUAACUCGUGCCACAGCCAUGCCUGCAUACCGCGAGCACUGUAUUCGGUGCCAUAAAGACUUCUCAGCCAAUUACCCCUCGGCUUGCAUCGUACCCCACGUGUUUGACUCCCGCUGUGACCCACUUCGUCUUCACAGUGGAGAAUUUCAAUGGAUGUCUGAAUGUUGCGGAGGCUACGGUACCGUGACGGAGGAAGAACCAGGAAGUGGCAUCUUCCGCAUGAUGGAACUCACUGCCUGUUAUCGUGGCCCGCAUACGACGUACAAGGACGUUGUUCGACUCCAGUACAAUGGUGUGAGCAUCCUCAGAUGCAAACAAAACGGGUCAGGGAAAUGCAUUCGAAACUACUUGACGCAGAGAAAUAGACCCGUUUUCGCCAAGGAGGUGGUGUAUUGCGAUGGUGACGAACAAGACCAACACCAUGAUGGAUAGAGGCAGCUUGUGUAGCAUUUAGCGACUGAACGGACUAGAGGACAUAUGACUUUCUUGACAACCAGCUUUUUGCCUCUGUACACACCCUCGGAACUUGCAUUGCAGCCGAUGAUACGAUAAUCCAUAUAUCAUUACACGACAUCAACUUGUUUUUCGUCCGCUAUUAGAUGCCCACCAUUUUUGGCGCAACGUCUAUUGCUCCACAACGUUGCGCAAACAAAAAUUUAAUUCUUUGAC